Molecule: messenger RNA, 4868 nt
Organism: Vigna umbellata (rice bean)
Lineage: Eukaryota; Viridiplantae; Streptophyta; Magnoliopsida; Fabales; Fabaceae
Source: RefSeq, a predicted model, not a curated record
UCUCUAUCUUGCAGUAUUGUUUUUUCUUCUAACUCUUCCUGACCUCUCAAAUUCCUUUCCAUGGAUAUCGCCUCCUCAUCAUACAAACUACCACGGAAGUACGAUGUGCUCAUCAACUUCACUGGAGAAGACAUCAACAGAAAAUUUGUUUCUCAUCUCAAUUCUGUCCUCUCUACUGUUGGUCUUACCACUUUCCUUCAUCACCACAAUGCAGUGAAGUCAACUCACAUCCAAGAACCUAUUCUCAGCCACUGUCGGGUAGCAAUUAUUGUUUUCACCCAAACGUAUUCUCAAUCUGCUUGGUGUCUUAAUCAGCUUGAACAAAUCAUCAAAUGGCACGAAACUUAUUUCCGACAUGUUAUGCCAGUAUAUUAUGAAAUCCAGCCAUCUGAUGUACGUCUUCAGAAGGGUGACUUUGGAAAAGUCUUGAAGGCAACUGCACAGCAAACAUUUUCAGGAGAAGAACUGGAGCAUGGAAUGUCCAGGUGGAGCCAUGCACUCACCAAAGCUGCAAAUUUCUUUGGAUGGGAUGAGAGCAAUCACAGGAGUGAUGCUGAACUAGUGGACAAAAUUGUUAAGAGCGUUUUUAAUUUACAAGUCUUGUCUGCUACUAAAUUUCCUGUUGGAUUACAAUCCCACGUGGAAGAUUUGAUUCGAACUAUCAAAAAUAAAUCCACUGAAGUUUGUAUGAUAGAGAUAUGUGGAGAGGAAGGAUCUGGUAAAACCACUCUUGCCAAAGCCAUCUACAAUCAAAUUCAAUGGACAUUCAAAGACAAAAGUUUCAUUGAAAAUAUUUCACAAUUUAGAGGAAUAAGAGGGCUUCUUCGUUUACAAGAACAACUUCUUUUAGAUAUCCUAAAACAAAAAGUGGAGAUUCCUAGCGUUGAUGUGGGAAGAACUAUGAUUCGGGAAAGACUAUUAGGAAAAAGGGUUCUGAUUGUACUUGACGAUGUUAAUUACUUUAAUUUAUUCGACCUAUUUGAUUGUCUUAAAUUGUUAGUUGAAGGAAGUGUUAUAAUCGUUACAUCAAUAUAUGGAAUAGGGCUGGGAGAUCAAGCUAAUUUUGACUUUCAGGUAGAGCGAAUGAACGCAGAGGAGUCCCUUGAGCUUCUUAGUUGGCACGCAUUUAGAGAAGCAAAACCAAAAGAAGAAUACAAAGACCUUGCAAGAAGAGUAGUUAGUUAUUGUAGAGGACUACCACUAGCUCUUGAAGUCGUUGGAAGUAGUUUAUUUGAAAAGAAGAAAGAAGAAUGGGACACUGUAUUGUUAAAAUUUGCGAUAGUUAGCAGGCAUCAUGUUUCAGAGAUAAUAAAAAUAAGCAUCGAAGGAUCACUCAAUGAAAUAGAAAAAGAUAUAUUCCUUGAUAUAUGUUGUUUUUUUGUUGGUAAGAGCAGAGCCUAUGUUACGAAGAUCCUAAAUGGCUGUGGAGUAGACGCUGAUAUUGGAAUAAGAGUUCUCAUGGAGCGUAACCUCAUCAAAAUUAACAAGAACAACAAAUUUGGAAUGCAUCCUUUGCUACAAGAAAUCGGAAUAAGAAUUACUCAGGAAAAUUUAGGAAAGGAACAUUGGAAGAACAGGCGACUGUGGUUUGGUAUGGAUGCAAGAUAUGUAAGAACAUUCUUUACAUGUGGUUUGAAACUUCUUUUGAAAGUGUUUUCUUUCUCCUGUGCAGUACAUUUGUUUUUAUUUGCUCUUUUCAACACAGGGGACAGAAGUCAUGCAGUGGUUGCCUGGGAAACAGCCUUCAGUUCUCACUGCCAUCGGAAGUGUACAACCCACGGUAAAUUUUCAGUACCUUCUAAAACUAUCUUGGUGCAGGUUUUGAUAUCGCUAAAAGUCCUUAACCUCAGUCAUUCCAAGCAUUUAACUACAACCCCUGACUUUACCGGAUUACCAAGUCUUGAACACCUCAUUUUCAAAUAUUGUUCAAGAUUGAGCAGAGUACACCAAUCUAUUGGAUCACUCAACAGUCUUAUACUGCUAAAUUUGAAAGACUGUACAAGUCUAAACAAUCUUCCAACAGAGAUAUAUGAGUUGAAAUCUUUAAGAACCUUCAUUCUCUCUGGUUGUUCCAAGAUUGACAUAAUGGAUAAAGAUAUAGCAAAGUUGAAAUCCUUGAUAACUCUAAUUGCUGAAAAUACAGCUGUGAAAGAAGUGCCUUUUUCAAUUGUAAGCUCAAAAAGCAUUGGAUAUAUAUCCCUACGUCAAUUUGAGGGAUUAUCUCAUAAUCUUUUUCCUUCUAUCAUUCGGUCUUGGAUGUCCCCAAUAAUGAAUCCCAUCUCUUAUAUUCAUUCGUUUUGCAUGGAUAUGGAGGAUAAUACGAUUGAUAUUGCACCAUUGCUUAGCACCCUUACAAAUAUUCAAAGUGUUUUGGUAGCAUGUGACACCGAAUUUGAAUUAUCUAAGCGAGUGAAAAAUAUUUUGGUUGAAUAUUUCGCGAAUAUUAUAGAAUCAGGAAUUUCAAAGCAGCACUUCAGGUGUUCUUUGAUUGGUGUUGGAGCAUACCAUCAAUUCUUCAAUGCAGUCAGCGAUAACAUAUCUCAGGUUCUUCUCUAUGAUUCUUGUGAUGUUUGUCUCCCAGCUGUGAAUGAUCCUUAUUGUUUGGCCCAUAUGGGUGAGGGACACUCUGUUUCUUUCGUUGUGCCUGAAGAUGGUGAUAUGAAAGGAAUGAUUUUGUGUGUUGUUUAUUUAUCAACUCCUAAGAUCAUUGAACCUGAAUUUACUACUGUCGUAAUUGUUAAUUACACAAAGUGUACAUUCCAUAUACACAAUCAUGGCACAGUAAUUUCCUUUAAUGACGAAGAUUGGCAUGGCAUAAUGUCAAAUUUAGAAUCUGGAGACAAUGUGGAGAUUUUUGUGAACUUCGGUAAUGGAUUGGUGGUAAAGAACACAACGGUGUCUCCCGCCCCCUGGAUCAAAAGGGAAAUCANAGUAGUUAGUUAUUGUGGAGGACUACCACUAGCUCUGGAAGUCGUUGGAAGUAGUUUAUUUGAAAAGACGAAAAAAGAAUGGGACACUAUAUUGUCAAAAUUUGCGAUAGUUGGGAGGCAUCGUGUUUCAGAGAUAAUAAAAAUAAGCAUUGAAGGUUCACUGAAUGAAAUGGAGAAAGAUAUAUUCCUUGAUAUAUGUUGUUUCUUUGUUGGUAAGAGCAGAGCCUACGUUAGGAAGAUCCUAAACGGUUGUGGAGUAGACGCUGAUAUUGGAAUAAGAGUUCUUAUCGAGCGUAACCUCAUCACAAUUAACAAGAACAACAAAUUUGGAAUGCAUCCUUUGCUACAAAAAAUCGGAAUACAAAUUAUUCAAGAAAAUUUUGUAAAGGAUCUUGGGAAGAACAGGCGACUGUGGUUUGAUAAGGAUACAAAAUAUGGGACAGAAGACAUGCAGUGGAUGCCUGUGAAACUGCCUUCAGUUCUCAUUGCCUUAAAAACUGUACACUCGACUGUAAAUUCUCAAUACCUUAUUAAGAAACUAAGAUGGAUCAGUUUGCGUGCGUUUUCUUCAGAAUGUCUACCUAACAACCUUUAUGAGCCUGAUGCAAUAGCUAUUGAUUUAAAACGCAGUCUUCUUCGAUUUCUCUGGAAAACACCCCAGGUUUUGAGAUCGGUGAAAGUCCUUAACCUCAGUCACUCCAAGCAUUUAACUGCAACCCCUGACUUUACCGGAUUACCAAGUCUUGAACACCUCAUUUUCAAAUAUUGUUCAAGAUUGAGCAAAGUACACCGAUCUAUUGGAUCACUCAACCGUCUUAUACUGUUAAAUUUGAAAGACUGUACAAGUCUAAACAAUCUUCCAACAGAGAUAUAUGACAUGAAAUCUUUAAGAACUCUCAUUCUUUCUGGUUGUUCGAAGAUUGACAUAAAGGAUAAAGAUAUAACAAAGUUGGAAUCCUUGAUAACUCUAAUUGCUGAAAAUACAGCUGUGAAAGAAGUGCCUUUUUCAAUUGUAACUUCAAAAAGCAUUGGAUAUAUAUCCCUACGUGGAUUUGAGGGAUUAUCUCAUAAUCUUUUUCCUUCUAUCAUUCGGUCUUGGAUGUCCCCAAUAAUGAAUCCCAUCUCUUAUAUUCAUUCGUUUUGCAUGGAUAUGGAGGAUGAUACGAUUGAUAUUGCACCUAUGCUUAGCACCCUUGCAAAUAUUCGAAGUGUUUUGGUAGCAUGUGACACCGAAUUUCAGUUAUCUAAUCAAGUGAAAAAUAUUUUGGUUGAAUAUUUUGCGAAUAUUACAGAAUCAGGAAUUUUAAAGCAGCACUGCAGGUGUUCUUUGAUUGGUGUUGGAGCAUACCAUCAAUUCUUCAAUGCUGUCAGCGAAAACAUAUAUGAGGUAUUGUCAAGCAGUGAGUGUGGUGAUGUUUGUCUCCCAGCUGUGAAUGAUCCUUAUUGUUUGGCCCAUAUGGGUGAGGGACACUCUGUUUCUUUCGUUGUGCCUGAAGAUGGUGAUAUGAAAGGAAUGAUUUUGUGUGUUGUUUAUUUAUCAACUCCUAAGAUCAUUGAACCUGAAUUUACUACUGUCGUAAUUGUUAAUUACACAAAGUGUACAUUCCAUAUACACAAUCAUGGCACAGUAAUUUCCUUUAAUGACGAAGAUUGGCAUGGCAUAAUGUCAAAUUUAGAAUCUGGAGACAAUGUGGAGAUUUUUGUGAACUUCGGUAAUGGAUUGGUGGUAAAGAACACAACGGUGUAUCUCAUAUGUGGUGAAUCAAAGAACAUGGAAAAGCGUCUGAGCCAAAGAAACAUUCUCUCAUUAGAUUCAUAAAGAAAGUUGUAAUAUGACUUCUGAUAAGUCAUUUAUGUUCUUUGAGAACAGCAUGAUCACUUUCAACUAUUUUCACACUUAUACAACUUCAACUAAUUUCAAUACAAGUUCUUUCAUUA